AAACUGUUUGGAGUAGUCACUGUCUCCAUUUCCAUUAUGUGUGUGCCAACGAUGAUACUACAUGAGAUUUUCGAGGUUACUCCAGAACACGCUAACUCUGCGCCAUCAUAUACUUUGGACUUCUCGAAUUACUCAUGUGGAUUCUAUAAAUUCAAUCUCUGGAUGUUAGCUGUUGUGAUGAAGGCAAUUCCAUGCGGUAUUUUGCUGUGGUUCACGAUAGCAUUGGUUCUAAAACUACGACAAACAGAUGAAAAACGGAAUUAUCUGUAUUCCAAAAGUUUUCGAAAACACAUCAAGAAAACUACAGUUCCCGACAGGACUACAUACAUGUUAAUCAUCAUGUUGGUAGUAUUCUUAGUCACCGAAUUACCACAAGGAUUCUUGGCGCUGUUAAACGGUGUUUACACCACAGAUGUCAACAAUUACAUCUACCAGCAUGUUGGAGAGCUUUUCGAUCUUUUGUCCCUCGUCAACUGCAGGUGGGAAUUGAGUUGA
Messenger RNA from Strongylus vulgaris, 495 nucleotides. The record is from the annotation of a GenBank genome assembly. Lineage: Eukaryota; Metazoa; Nematoda; Chromadorea; Rhabditida; Strongylidae.